AUGGGCCUGACAAGUACAGCAGCAGCAGCGAGUGCAGUGGCACCGGGUCACCCCACUACCUUCCACCCCUACACAAUAUCACCUACAGGCGCAAACAACUUCGAGAACGACCUUCGGCUAGACAAAGUUAGCAUCGAAUGCAUUGAUAUGGUCCCCUCCGAACACGAUAGCACGACGGCUUUGAACCGGCCCGCCAGGCGAGACAUCAGACACAAUCCCGUCGCCACGGGCAUCGGCACCGACAUCCUCGGCGGGCUCCGCACGAAGGGGAAAUACAUCCCGCUCGAUCAGCAGACGUCCGAGAGCAGCUGGGGCAUCGUACAUCUGUACCGCGAUGCAGAGGAGACGCCCUUCCUGGUCGAUGAGGACUAUCCGCUCGAGCUGAAGGGGUCCGCUGCGGCGAGACAGCCGUAUGACCAGCUGGGUGGGCGGCACGAUGUACCCGCCAGGGCACAGUCACCGUCUCUGCGUGCGGAGGGAGACUGUACGACGCUGUGUGUCCUUGCUGUGCCGUCGUACAUGUCUCCGUCGGACUUUCUGGGGUUUGUGGGCGAGGCGACGAUGGAUGAUGUUAGUCAUUUCCGGAUGAUUAGGACGGCGCGGGCGAACCGGUACAUGGUUUUGAUGAAGUUUCGGAGUGGAAAGAAGGCGAGGGAGUGGCAGAAGGAGUGGAAUGGGAAGGUUUUCAGUAGCAUGGAGCCGGAAACGUGCCAUGUUGUCUUCGUCAAGACGGUUGAGGUCCAGGCGGUCCGUUCGGAGUCGACUGCGUCUGCUUCCCAGGAUAAUGCCCCUUUAGCACCACAUAUGGCGACCAGUCCUCAGCGGACGACUAUAUCUACUGCGAACCAAUCGAGCUCGUUACCCUCUGCCACCCUUACUAGUAAACCUCUUGCACCUCCCACUCCCGCCCUCAUUGAGUUGCCGACUUGCCCGGUGUGUCUGGAGCGUAUGGAUGAGACUACUGGGUUGUUGACGAUCCUCUGCCAGCAUGUGUUCCACUGUACGUGUCUCCAGAAAUGGAAGGGAAGCGGAUGCCCCGUCUGUCGAUAUACGCAAGAUGACUUCCGCCGGGGCAGUCAAGGUGUGCCAUACGAAGAUGAGCCAGCUGAGUGUGGCGUUUGCCACUCUGAGAUCAAUCUCUGGGUCUGUCUCAUCUGCGGGAGCAUCGGCUGCGGUCGUUACGACGGGGCGCAUGCUUCUGAACACUACAAGGAGACGUCGCAUGCCUUCGCGAUGGACCUUGCCAGCCAGCGCGUCUGGAGCUAUGUCGGGGAUGCAUAUGUGCACCGCAUCAUCCAAAGCAAGACCGAUGGCAAGCUGGUGGAGCUUCCUGCGGCGGACAACAGCGCCCUGGACCCACCUGACUGGACGGACGCGGUGCCACGGGAGAAACUGGAGAAUAUGAGCGUGGAAUAUACGCAUCUUCUGACCAGCCAGUUGGAAAGCCAACGCGCCUACUUCGAGGAGAUUGUGGAACGCGCCGCUGACAAGGCGUCGCAAGCCACCGCUGCGGCUGCCUCUGCGCAAGAAGCUGCUGCGAAGGCUGCCGCCAGUCUGCAGGCGCUGCAGACGCAAUACGACAAACUAGCUGCGGAUACCGUGCCCGCUGUCGAGCGCGACAAGAUCAGGACUGAGAAGCGUGCCGAGAAAUUUGAAGCCAUGGCGCGCAAGUUGGAGAAGGAGUGGCGAGAGGAGAAAGCUAUAAACGAAAGUCUCAUGAAACGGAUCGAACAUCUGACCGCAGAGGUCGCGGAGCUCAAGGCGACGAAUACCGAUCUGUCCGAGCAGAACCGCGAUCUCACUUUCUUCAUUAGCGGCUCGGAGCGGCUCAAGGAUCAAGGUGAUGAUAUCGUUCAGGGAACUGUCAGCGUACCGGAUCCCCCGACCAAUAGUAAGCGGAAGGGCAAAGGGAAGGGGAAGAGAUAA
Aspergillus clavatus NRRL 1 is the source of this 1926-nucleotide messenger RNA. RefSeq names its product putative RING and UBP finger domain protein. Gene Ontology annotation, molecular function: zinc ion binding; ubiquitin protein ligase activity. Gene Ontology annotation, biological process: Ras protein signal transduction; protein ubiquitination. The coding region runs from base 1 to 1926 and encodes 641 amino acids. The record is from RefSeq and is a predicted model, not a curated record. The transcript has 2 exons. Gene Ontology annotation, cellular component: cytoplasm. NCBI's taxonomy places the organism in Eukaryota, Fungi, Ascomycota, Eurotiomycetes, Eurotiales, Aspergillaceae.